AUGGCCCAAAGAUUGAUUAAGUCCCAAAGGGAUUACACUCUCAAAACAAGUCUAAGCCCAUCUGAGAUUAAAUGCAGCCGAGAGCCAUACUGCUCUCCGAACCCUAUUAAUGUAACAAUAACUGACGAGUGCCCAGGUGCAUGUAACAAUGUUCCAUUCCAUUUUGAUUUAAGCGGGACUGCUUUUGGUGCAAUGGCGAAUCCAGGACAUGCUGAUAACCUCCAUAAUCUCGGCCAAGUUGAUAUUCAAUAUCGAAGGGUGCCAUGCUACUAUGGGAAAACAAAGAUCGCUUUCAAGAUUGAUGCAAAGACAAACCCUAACUGGUUCGCAACUGCAAUUGAGUUUGAAGAUGGUGAUGGUGGACUUAGGUCAGUGGAGAUAGCUUCGCCUGGUAGUCAACAGUUUGUUCCAACGAAGAAUAUUUGGGGUGCGGUUUGGGAAGCCGACGUCAGCCCAUCUUUCCAUGGCCCAUACUCGUUCAGGCUCAAGUCUCCAACCGGCAAGGUAGUGGUAACUUCUAAUGUCGUUCUGAAUGGCUUUGUACCUGGUCAAACGUAUUUCUCAAACGUCAACUUUUAG
Molecule: messenger RNA, 579 nt
Organism: Lactuca sativa (garden lettuce)
Lineage: Eukaryota; Viridiplantae; Streptophyta; Magnoliopsida; Asterales; Asteraceae
Product: expansin-B15
Biological process (GO): sexual reproduction
Cellular component (GO): extracellular region
Source: RefSeq, a predicted model, not a curated record